Molecule: messenger RNA, 1804 nt
Organism: Mesocricetus auratus (golden hamster)
Lineage: Eukaryota; Metazoa; Chordata; Mammalia; Rodentia; Cricetidae
Gene: Ccdc160
Product: coiled-coil domain containing 160
Exons: 3
Coding region: 429-1400 (323 amino acids)
Source: RefSeq, a predicted model, not a curated record
UCUGACUCAGCGUCUUCUCCCUGCCUUCCUAUUUCUUGCCUGGCAGAAGCCACCAUGGUGGCCGUCCUACUGGGCAUGAUCAGUGCUCUAGCCCAGCCUUGACUUCCCCGACUAGCAGUACUCAGCCUGCAGCGCCCGGUCCCUUCAGUGCCCGGUCCCUUUAAAUCCAUCCGCGUGGUUGCUAGGCAACGGUGCGGCCCGCGCUGGAGCUGCACUGCAGAGGCUCUGCCCCGGGCCAGCCUGGCCAGGUCGUGGUGGCUAGCACUGAACAAGGGGCUGCCGCCUGCCGGUGGUGGCCGGCUUCGGGGAAGAGUGGACAGGGCUCUCCAGACCGCACCCGCGCUUCCAGCUCAAGUUGGAGGAGACCAGUGGCAUCCGGUCUAAGACCUUGGACCUCAGGAAGGGAAAUCAAAGAGGUGCCCGACAAGAUGGAUGCUAGACGAAAGCACUGGAAAGACAAUACGUUCACUCCCCUUUUAAAUGAGCACAAUGUUCUAGAAGAUGCUGAGCCUCUUCAGUCUUUCUCUGAAGAAACAACUGAAGACAGAUCCAGGAGGAUAGAGAGAAUUUCUAACUUUUCCAGUAGAAACGUUCAGGAAGGAAAUAAAUUUAAGAGGAAAGACUAUUCUUCCCAGAUACCAGAAAGAGAACAAGACCCCAAUUUAAGAGAGAGAAGGAUGAACACGUCAAAGAAUGUAGCAAACGCAAAUUCUGUUGCCUGGGACUUGCAUAGUUGGGAUGGUGCAACGAAGGAAAGUUCUCCCAAAAGGGAGAGUGCCUCUGCAUGGAAUAAGAAGGAAUUGCUGGCUGCAGCACAAGGCACCAGAAAGAAAUGGACAGAAGCAAUGACUCCAAAACUCCGCCUGCACCUCCUGAACGAGGAGCUGGGAGAACUUAACCUGAAAUGCCGGAAGAUCGAAAAGGACUUUGAAAAUGCCGAAAAAGAACUUUUGAACUCUCGAAAGGAAGCCUCAGUGAAAUCGGUCAAUUUUCAAGAACCAGGAACAGCUGCUUCAAAGAAUGACCGGGAACUGCAAGCUUUAAAAAAUGAUCUGUCUGAAAAAGCCACAAACGUAAAAAGCUUAACCCAAGAGCUCCAGCAAGCCAAAGAAGUCAUGUACAGGUUGAAUCUGGAGAACAGAAACUUGAAAGAUGCUUUCAAAAAACUGAAGCGUCAAAUUGAACUCAGUACCACACUCCUGAGGGAAGAGAUGAAAUUGUUUCAUGAGCUGGAAAUGGAAAAGAUCCGCUUCGAGCUGGGUACCAUCAAGAAUGAACUGAGAGCUGAGAAGACCCUGCGAGCUAAGAACACCAGAGGCCUGGAGUUGCUUGGAAGACACGUUGCUUCCGUGGUAAGGUCAUCGCAUACCGCUGACCACUUUACUGGGAAUGCUUUUUAAACUUAAGGGAAAAAAGCCUUUCACUGGGCAAGCAAUUGAGCCAAAUCGAUGUUUAUUGUACUAUGUAUUUGUGUACUGCUAAAAUGUAUUUGAUAGCUUGUAAUCUUUAUGGUGAAUCAGAAUCAUGCAGAUAUUAACUUUGAAACGACUGUUUUUUUUUUUUGUUUCUGAUGAAGUCAUUGUGAGAAUCCUAAUGGAAACUCCUGAAAUCUCUUUUAUAUGGGUGCACAUAUAUCACUAAAUAUCACUAAAACAAAACAACACCAAAACACCCAGAGUAUUCACCAGAUCAUGGAGGAAUCAGAAUCAGCAGCAUCGUGUGAUCUUGUAAGCCAUGUCCUUGGCACAUUGAUGUUCUCCCAUCUGUGGUUUUCAAUGUGAACAAUAAAAAUCUUGUUUACAUG